Molecule: messenger RNA, 600 nt
Organism: Dothidotthia symphoricarpi CBS 119687
Lineage: Eukaryota; Fungi; Ascomycota; Dothideomycetes; Pleosporales; Dothidotthiaceae
Exons: 1
Coding region: 1-600 (199 amino acids)
Source: RefSeq, a predicted model, not a curated record
AUGGCAACCCUCCGCGCCCCCUCCUCCCUCCCCGCAACAACACCCUCCCCCUCCAUCCCCGCGCCGACCCUCUCCUGGCUCCGCGGCUCCUGGAACGUAACCCACUCCACCCUGCCCAUGUGGAAGAAAUCGCGCAACGUGCGCAUCGAAUACACGCCCGUGCCCAACACCUCCCCGUUACAGCUCGACGACCUCGUAACCUACCAAUCCCUGACGUCCACGGCCCUGAAAUCAGUGCACGGCGUAGACAAGCCGUUCGAUGUGCCGAACACGGCGGCGGCCCCGGCGGAAGAGGGUGCCGAGAUGUCGUCGAGUAUGGCGUAUAAUUGGCGCGGGAAAGGCUGGCUGAUGAUUGCGUCGUCGAAGUGGGAGAUUUUGGGGUAUGGGGAUGAGGAGGGGGGCGGGAAUAGUUGGGUCGUUACGUAUUUUGCGAAGACGCUGUUUACGCCUGCGGGGGUGGAUUUUUAUUCGAGGAAGGGGACGUUGAGGCCCGAGACGGUGGAGAGCAUUAAAGCUGGGCUGGCUGGGCUUGGAGGCGAUGUUGCUAAGUUGGCGGCUGAGGUGUUUGAGGUUGCUGUUGAUGGGGAUAGGCAGGACUGA